UCUAACCUAGAACUUAUAUGACUCCAUCAUCCGCAUUCCGCAUUUUUGUAAAAAAGUAAGCGUCCUCAAGCGUUGCAACUGUUCCAUAUCCAAUUGUGAACAAGAGUCAAGCUAGCUGCAAGGCACCAGGUACUCCUCUUUUUCUUUACCGGAAGAUCUUCAGGGACAGUCUGCAUUGAGUCUGGAACUCGCAACAUUUCAAUAAAAGAGUCAACCAUCCCAUCGCCAGAGUCAGAAACUCGUUUUUUUUUUUUCUUUUACAGAUAUUCUCUGACCUUCGUGAUACUCAUCCAACUACCAGCUUUAUAAGCUAUUCGGCUUUGCCAUACCACACUUGUAGCUAAGCCUUGCUGCUGCACCACUACUCGCUACUAUACACAAUAUUACCUCACUCUUUUCUUUCUUUCACUCGCAUCGUCCUCCUCAAUUCUGAAAGGCAGAGUAGCCUUACUUUCAACACUUCAAAUAUAACCCCUAUUUCGGUAAACAUGAGAGGCCUACACCGAUCAUCACUCUUUCACAUCAAGUCGAAAAGCAGCCUUCGAGGCCGGGACAACAACACUGGGGAGGGACACACCAGUUCACACGCUCGACAGUGGAGCACUUCCAGUAGCUCGAGUACUGCAUCUCACACUUCGACAACGACUUCACCGGAUAAACUAUACGAUCCGCUAUCAUUGCACCCCCCUUUACGGCUCAACUUUUCGCCACACAUCAUCUCCGAGCAGGAAGAUGAACAGGUUCGGGAGCAGGACGAGCGGGAGAGUCGGUUCUUUAACCAGACACGACACGCCGUGGACCAUAUGCAAGACGAGGCCGCCUACUCACCCAUCAAGGGCCAUAACUGUUUUUUCAUGAGGCCUAGUGACAAACCGAACGAUGACGAUCGAAAUACACAGUGGCCUCUGAAAGAUUGGCAGACAAUCUCGUCAGGUUUAGCCGAGCUGGAUUCCUCGGUCACCUCCUCUCCUCCUCAGUCACCCACGUCUCCAGGUACCCACCGUAGACGACCUACGGGUUGGAUGAAUGACCAUGAUAACAUGCUCAAACGUGGAGAUUGGAAGCGAAGAGGCAUAGUAUUCCAUCUUGGUUCUAACGACGAGGGAGAUCAGGAACAGCAUUUUGAGCUACCCGAAUAGGCUCAUCUUCACACAUCUUCACACAUCACACAUCUUCAUCAAAUCUAUAUUAUCAUUACAUUCGAACAUGUUUUAAUAUACAAGAAUAUUUAUUUAGUACUACGCACAAGUACUUAGCAGUUUUUCAUUACACUUUACGACGUUUACGGGAUACACGGAUUAUGACUUUGGGGGGAAGCUUGAGGAGUGGGCGGAUAGCUCGGUAAUAUCACCUUGAGCAUUGCCUAGGUAUCUUCACACCCCCGAUUCACCUAUAUUUUCUUGUACAACACAUACACCCCGGGCAUUUGGUAAUACUCAGGAUUGUAUACUAGGGUAUGAGUAUUGGGAGAAGGAUCCUGGGAAUGGAAUUGAUACCACAUGGCGUUUUUCCUUUUUCAAUUUUGUACCAUUAGAAAGCAUCUUUUUCAAAUCAGAUAUCAAAAGAAAACUUUCAUCAGAUAAAA
Hypoxylon fragiforme is the source of this 1585-nucleotide messenger RNA. RefSeq lists its product as uncharacterized. The transcript has a single exon. Lineage: Eukaryota; Fungi; Ascomycota; Sordariomycetes; Xylariales; Hypoxylaceae. Bases 489 to 1139 code for a protein of 216 amino acids. The record is from RefSeq and is a predicted model, not a curated record.